AUGGACCGUGCUUUCCAGGGGGGCUGCCACACACGCGACACGGACUCGCCUCGGAAAUUGAAUCGCAAGCACGCGUUUCCCACCAUCAACGAAAUAGAAUCGCAAGAACCUACAGAGCGGCUCCGCGCCGCAGACUCCCACUUCAGGCCAGAAGCGCAAGCGAACCACUGGACCCGCGACUGGAAGCCCUCGAACCUCAUCCCUGACGGAUCUCCGGGGGACGCUGCGGAUGCCGCACCACUCACCGAGCCAAAGAGGAAAGCAAAGAAGCGCAAGCUGGCUGCCCCGCCGGAAGAGAAGCGCCUGCGCAGAUUCCGCACCUCCCCCCCACAAUCCUUCCACGCCAUCCACGAGCGCGCAACAACCCAGCGCUUCUUCGUCCUUCGCCGCACGCGCCGCGACACGCCCGACCACCCGUCGGAGGAGAUCGAGCUGGCGGGCUGGACGGGCAACCUGUACCGCGUGACGGUGGGGCCCGUGGUGCUGUGCGACUGCGCGCACGCCCGCGGCGGCGAGGUCGAGGAGGAGGACGACCCGCGCGGCGUCUCGCGGCUGUGCAAGCACAUUGUGUUUGUACUCGGGCGCGUCCUGCGCGCCAGCGAGAGGUACACGUACCAGCUCGCCCUGCUGGCCAAGGAGCUGCGGCGCAUCUUUGCGUACGCGCCGACGGGUGGGCACCAGGGGGACGAGGAUGGGAGGAGGAGGGACCGGGAGCUCGGCUCGGGCGACUGCCCCAUCUGCUUUGGCGAGCUGGAUACCCGCCGCAGAGGCUAUGGCUAG
Molecule: messenger RNA, 780 nt
Organism: Phialemonium atrogriseum
Lineage: Eukaryota; Fungi; Ascomycota; Sordariomycetes; Cephalothecales; Cephalothecaceae
Exons: 3
Coding region: 1-780 (259 amino acids)
Molecular function (GO): zinc ion binding; ubiquitin protein ligase activity
Source: RefSeq, a predicted model, not a curated record